Molecule: messenger RNA, 5832 nt
Organism: Coregonus clupeaformis (lake whitefish)
Lineage: Eukaryota; Metazoa; Chordata; Actinopteri; Salmoniformes; Salmonidae
Exons: 13
Coding region: 764-5359 (1531 amino acids)
Biological process (GO): small GTPase-mediated signal transduction
Molecular function (GO): GTPase activator activity
Source: RefSeq, a predicted model, not a curated record
GGAAGUUUAGUGGUUUCUUACGUCAUCGCUUGCUGCAGCUUGGUUGUGCCGGUGCAGAGUGAAGGUAGGAACAGUCAACUCUUUUUCUUACGCUUUCUUAUUCUUGUUUUACCUCAAAGUCACUCUGAAACUUGAGAGGAGUAGCAGUGACAGUGUGUUAGGGGUGGAAUGGUAGGGGUCAGGGGGAUGGAGAGGUAGGGUCAGGCUCAGAGGCUUCAUGUUCUACGACGGGCCUGCAGUCACAACGACGUACAAUUCAAUUGACUUCCGCUGCAGUGAGAGGGCCACAAUGGCUGCGAGAGGCAGGGAGGAGAAGGCCUUUAUCGGUCACGGAGAACAGCCAGAGCCAUGAUUAGGGGUGUCAGUGUGUACAUCAGCAUAGGAAGACUAGGCGUUAUUGAAUUUAAAGUGUCCCCAAAUCACAGCACGGAGAGGGAGUCUGGGAGUUUUGGGGUGAAGGGUGUGGCCUGUUUAUUUUGUGAAGAAGACAUUAAGGGGAAGUGAAGAGUGAUGCGUGCUGUAGAUUUUGAGCGAUGCUCACAAGUGAUCAAAUUAAGUGUUGUGUUGGUGUACGCUAAUUGAGAAGAUGAUUUUGCUGGUUUCAUACUUUGCAGAGUGCCACAAAGACAGCAUGACCUAUCACAAUGCCUUAAAACACAGCUCGUUAUAGCACAGUAUAGCACUGCACAUCACAGAGUGGAACAAUAAAAUUAAUGAAAUGCAAUGAAGAAAACAACACAGUGUAAAUGUAUAUGAGCACCUCAUGGUCACGUUACCCUUGACCAAGUCAUACAGAAAAUUCAUAUAUCAGACACGCAUACACGCACAGAGAGUUGACCACAGGGCUGGAUGUGCGAGAGGUUGCGGCAGGAGAAAAGAAGAGAUGCGGAGACUCCGGAGAAAAGGAGGGAACAAUGAGAAGGUGUUUGGCUGUGACCUGUUGGACCACUUGUCCACUUCCUGUCAGGAGAUUCCCCAGGUGCUGCGAAGUUGCAGUGAAUUCAUUGAGGAGCAUGGGGUGGUAGAUGGGAUCUAUAGGCUAUCUGGGGUGUCAUCCAACACACAGAAACUAAGGGGUGAGUUUGACAGUGAGGGGACCCCAGAUCUCAAUAAGGAUGUGUACCUGCAGGACAUUCACUGUGUCAGCUCUGUCUGCAAGGCCUACUUCAGAGAGUUACCCAAUCCCCUCCUCACAUACCAGCUCUAUGACAAAUAUGCUGAAGCUGUGGCGAUACAGUUGGAGGAGGAGAGGCUGGUUAAGAUUAAGGAUGUGCUGAAAGAGUUACCCGCUCCCCAUUACAAAACUCUAGAGUUCCUGAUGCGUCACCUUGUCAAGAUGGCUUCUCAUUCCUCACACACCAAUAUGCAUUCCCGGAACCUCGCCAUUGUUUGGGCACCAAACCUUCUCAGGUCAAAGGACAUUGAGGCUUCAGGGUUUAACGGUACAGCAGCCUUUAUGGAGGUGAGGGUCCAGUCUAUCGUGGUGGAAUUCAUCCUCACCCACGUGCCCCAGCUGUUUCCUGAUUCAGGCAUUGCGGAGCGUCGGAAGUCGCUCCCAUCUCCCUCUAUACACAAUCCAGAGGAACCUUUCUUCCGGGCCAUUCCAUUCCACGUAGGCAACAUCAGCCCAGGGGACGGUCCCCCUGCCAUGCGCUCCUACCACGCCAUCAUAGACGGGACAGACAAGAGGAAGGGAUCUCUCAAGGGCAGGAAGUGGAAGUCCAUCUUCAAUUUAGGAGGCAGACUCCAUGACCCGAGACGGAGGAACAAGAACUCAGCCAAAGAUAAAGAGAAAACUAUCUUGAGGCCAGCGAAGAGCAUGGAUUCCCUGAGCUCUGUGCCCUAUCCGCAUGAAGGUUCCAGACAACGAGCCCCUUCCACUGUGAUGUCCCCCCUGGCUCAGCCAUCUCCCUCUACCCAGGGGGGUGCGGAGGGAGCGGCAUCCAGUAGUGGUGGUGGUGUGGGCAGCGGGUAUGCUGUUACCUACCGGAGGGGUCAGGGGGCUAGUGUGAGUGUAGUGAGCGGGGGCGGGGGAACACAGGGCAUAUACAGUCGACUAGACAGUCACUGUGGUGGGGGCAACAGCACUGAGGCGCUGCAACCCCCAUCCAGAUCCCCAGGACUCUCCAGCAAAGCCGACCGGCGGGCAGGGAUCCACAUCUCCGGACCUUUCUCGGUCACAGUGCCCCUUCACAUCACAUCAGGCCUGGCCUUUGGGGUGCUGCAGGGGGGUGGAGCGGAAAGGGGCAACCAUAGAGGAGGACAGGAGAGUGGAGAUAAAGGAGAGGGAAGGGAGGGUGAGAGACAGAAGGGAAGGGAGGGUGAGAGACAGGAGGGAGGUGAAGGGGAAAGGUACAUCCAAGUAGAAGUUAUGGGGGAGGACAAGACUGACCUAGGCAAGAGAAGAGAUGAAGAGGUAACGGGGGAGAGGAGAGGUGAGGCAGAGGAAGAUCAAGUUGAAGGAAAAGGAGGAAGAGGAGAAGAGGAAGUGAAUGGGGACUGUGUAUCUAAGCCAUCAGAGGAGAGGAUUGUAGAGAGUGAGGGUGAGGGUGGAGAGGAGGAUGCAGAGAACCAUGACAACGAUGAGGAAGAGGGAGAAUACAUGGAUAUGAAAGGCUCUGUGCAGACUGCCCUGGAUGCCCCAGAUAUGUCAGGUGUCAGAAAUGAUGCAGUUGCUAUCGAUGUGCCAUUCCCUCUGAUGGAGGAGGACAAUGCACAAGACCAGGACUGUCCACUGGACUUUCAGGAUACUUUUGGAUUCCUGGACCUCAUGGACAGCAGUGUCUCCAGCCAGAUGUUCCAAGAGUUCUCAGUGGAGCCUCAUCAUGGGGAUGAUGAGUAUGAGGACGAGGUGGAGCAGAGAUCCCCUGGACUCUCACAUGACAGACCAGACCCUGUCACACAACCACCUGUAGACACACAGACACAAAUACAAACAGGCCGGCAAACACAAAAGCCCAUACACAGACCUCUAAGCAUCGAUCAGUAUGGGCGGGCCAACAAGUCAAUGAGUCUGCCUUACAUGUCCCGGCCCUUCCUGCCUGCUCUGUCUUCGUCCUCUGAAGAAGAAGAGGAUGAAGAAGAUGAUGAUUACGACAAAGAAGAUGAGGAGGAGGAUGAUGAGGAUGAUGAUGACAUGUUUUGUAAAAGUCUACCAUCUAGUUUGGUGUUCAACAGACUGACAUGGAGUGGACCUCAGACUGACUUGGAGAACAGUUUGUCCCUACCUCCUAUGCCCUCACAACAACUGGACAGUGCCUCUGAUGAUGGACCAAUUCCAAGUUCUGAGGCCAGAAUGACCCCUGAGCACUUGGACAUUGAUUCCCCUGACUGCUGUGACCCAUCAGUGGAGGUUUUGAGGCAUAGCAAGGCUGAAGAAGAGAAUAGACUGGAAGCAAUGAAACUGGUUGAGGAGGAGGAUAUGGAACAGGAUCGAGACAGCCAGGAGAAAGACCAGGCAGACACCCUGACGAAUACAUGCACAAAAAGCACUGACAUAGAAGAAAGUUGUCACUUGGUUGAAACCAGCAUCAUGGAGGAAGAGGAAACUCCAGAUGACAUUGAGAGGAGCCUCGCUUCAGCAUCUGCAUCAACUGACUGCGAGGAGGCCUCACUGCAGACCACUGCAGAGGGAAAGGACACUAGAGUUCACCUGAAGCUCAAAGACGAGGAAGAGGUCCUGAAGAGUCACUGUGCUGAAGAAGGUGUGAUUUCAGAGGGUUAUAAUGGUGAUACAGUGAGCGAAGCUGAGGCAGAAAAUCCAAAAGAGCAUUUACUCACAGCCUGUCAUAUUGUUUCCUGUGCUAAAGAGCCAGAGAACAUAGUCAAUGAGCAAUCAGAGGAAGUUUCUAGAGAUUCCGCUGGGGAUGUAAAGGAGCAUCCUGAAAAAGGUGCUAAGAGGGAGAGAGAGGAAGAGAAGGAAGAUGGAGAGGAGAAGGUAGAGGAAGAGAUGGAGGAAAGAGAAGAUAGAAAUGGGGGAGAAUGGGACAAACAAGAGGGAGAAGAAACAACACCUGAGAGCGAGGGAGAUAUGGGCAAAGGAGAGGAGAGAGAGGUAUUAAAGGAGAUGGAAAAAACAGAGGAAAAGGAUGUGGGGGUGAGGGUGGAAGUGGAGGAGAAGGAACAAGGAGGAAUGAUUGAAGAAGAGGAGGAAAGAAUAGCAGGUGAUGAAAGGGAAGUAGGAGAAGAGGACACAAAGCAGGAAGAGGUCAUUUCUGAAGAGAUGAUGAGCAUAGUAGCGAGGGAUGACAUGAUGGAAAGUGGAGAGAGGAAGGAUAGGGAAGGAGAGACUGAGGGAAGGACAUUUAUGGAGGAAGUGAUAGAAACCAAAGAAGAUGGAGAGAUGAUUGGAGUACAACAGAAAGAGAUCAUGAAAGAGAUAGAUAAGGAAGGAGAGAGUAAGGCAAAUGAAGAGAUGAGUGCAAAAGAAGAGGCGAAGAAGAGAGCGCAUGAAGGAGUGGAUACCAUGGGAGAGAAAGAGGCAGCUGAAGAGGGGGUGGAAAAGAUGUCGAUUGAUAAUGAGAAGCGGAAACAGGACCUAGAGGCACAGCAUGUUUUAGAGAGAAGAGAAAGAGAUAUGGAUCUAAUAAAGGAUGUUGUUGGAGAGGGAUAUGAGGAGGGAGAUAAAGAGAUGGAAGUGGGAGAGGUAAUCAGGGAGGAAGAAGGAGAUAGUAUACGUGUGGUCCAACAGGAGACGGAUAAGGAAGAGAAGAAGAAGAAAGGUGAGACAAAAGAGAAACUACAGACACCAACGAUAGUAGAGGAAAGAGAGGAAGAACUGAAAGAGGUCCAGAUAAACAGCCCAAAAAAAUAUGAGGGAGAGAAGGAAGCGAUAGAUAGUAAAGUGGGGUCUAAAAAAGGGGUGGGGAGAGUGCUGGUCGCGUCCAAACAACAAACAACUCCUAAAGUGUAUCAAGCAAGAUCAGUGCCAGUGGUACCACCCAAGCCACAUCACUGCCGAAUAACUGCACUGAACCUCAGACAACAGCAGCACCAGAGGGAGAGGAGAGAGACAGACGGAGACAGUGGAAAGGGAAAGGUACACAGGACUAUGGGACAGCAAGAUAAGGACAAGGAGAGAAAGAUGGAAGGAAAGCCAGAGCAUGACAAAGUCAGCGAGACAGAACGAGGGUGGAAUGAGGAUGGGGAAGAUGAGGGCAGAGGCAAAAGGGAGGCACAGUGGGGAGGGGAGAUGGAGAGGAGGAGAGAUGUGGAUGAGGGGGGAGUGAGAGACAUGACGAAGAACAGUCCAAUCAGUAUGUGUUUUGAUGAAGCUGUUGCCAUGGGAAUCAAGAGAGGGAGAGAGAAAGAGGGCAGUGAAAGGGAGAAAAAGAAAGAGAGAGGAUAUGAAGUACAAUAAAGAGAAAGAGGUGGACAUAAAAGCCAGUAAAUGUUAUAGUCAUUGACUCUAUCUGGACAGUUAGUAUACAAACAGAUCAUUUAUAUAUAGUUAUAUUUUCCAUACUGCCUGUAUAAUUCAGCCUGGGCCUAGAACCCCGUCCCACUAAGAUUCAGGGCUACUCAGAAAACUGAUCCUCCACAGACUUCUCUCUCUCUCCGUCUGUAAAUGUCCUACUUUUUGUUGCUAUUUUCAACCUAUUAACUAACUUACAAUUUUUACUUGGUUUUAUUCGAUCUACAAAGAGUUGUACAUUUACACCCAGGUAUGGAAAUCUCAGGUAUCACAUCUCAUGCAUAACCAUGGGUAUUGUGAGCAAGCAAAUGUAAUAACUUCUGAGUAGCAUUGUCUAGAGAUGUCAUUAUUUGUAUCAAUUCCAUAAACCAAAGCAUUUUCUGUUUUUAAUUAGUUUUUGUGAAUAAACUUAUUCUGCA